GCCACCUACGGAGAAGCGAGCGCUUCAAUCAGCCGGAGCUGGAUUCCACGGGUGGUUCGCAGAUCGCAUGAAAAGAGAGCGGCUUCUGGUACCACCAGUACAAUCGAAGUAUAUCUUUUUAUAUGUAACUUCAGCGAUUCCAAGUCUAUAGGAGUGACUGCUAGGAGUUAUAUCGCUGAACUUUCAGAACUUACGUGCCAUUGUUGUUGUUCGAGAGGCAACUUCAGGCAGACAACGCAAGCCGGUCACGCUACGGCACCUAGAUUGAACCAGAGAGAGAGAGAGAUCGUACAUCAACAUGGAAGCUGCCGGAGCGGGAGCGGAGACGCAUUACGUCUUUGUCUAUGGAACUCUCAAGAUGGGCGAGACGAACCACAAGGUACUGACGAACCCCGACAACGGCCGCUCUACGCUGGUUGGCCAGGCGAGGACACUCAAGAAGUGGCCGCUAGUUCUCGUGUCCUCGUACGAGAUACCAUGUCUGCUGCCCUGUGAAGGCGUGGGCCACGAGAUAUGCGGCGAGGUUUACCAAGUGGAUGACCGGAUGCUGAACGUACUCGACUGCCUCGAGUCGCACCCACACUUCUACGUCAGGUCGCAGGAAGACGUCAUGUUGCUGCCACCGCCGAAGUCGACCGGCGCGAGCAUCGAAGAAACAACACCGCCAUCCGAAAACUCAUCAUUGACAGAGGCCGGCGACAGGCGCAAAGCGUGGAUCUACUUCGUGCGCAAAUUCGAGCUAGAACUGCUCUCGCUACCGAAGGUGGUGCGCUACACCCUGAAGCCGGGCAUCGAGUGGCCGGAGCUUAUCUGCGACAAGGAGCAAUCCCAACGUUUCCUGGACGGCGCGUUUCAACACUUCGGCGCAAGUGACAGCUGCAGCAGCGGCUAGAAUUCGUAAAUUUAAAAAAAAAAAGCCUAAUUGGACGUUCUAUAGAAUGUCCAUACA
Molecule: messenger RNA, 949 nt
Organism: Dermacentor silvarum
Lineage: Eukaryota; Metazoa; Arthropoda; Arachnida; Ixodida; Ixodidae
Product: putative gamma-glutamylcyclotransferase CG2811
Exons: 3
Coding region: 299-892 (197 amino acids)
Molecular function (GO): gamma-glutamylaminecyclotransferase activity
Source: RefSeq, a predicted model, not a curated record